Messenger RNA from Colletotrichum lupini, 7962 nucleotides. RefSeq lists its product as uncharacterized. The coding region runs from base 1 to 7962 and encodes 2653 amino acids. Gene Ontology annotation, biological process: regulation of DNA-templated transcription. Gene Ontology annotation, molecular function: zinc ion binding; protein binding; DNA-binding transcription factor activity, RNA polymerase II-specific. The transcript is spliced from 14 exons. The record is from RefSeq and is a predicted model, not a curated record. NCBI's taxonomy places the organism in Eukaryota, Fungi, Ascomycota, Sordariomycetes, Glomerellales, Glomerellaceae.
AUGCGCCAAACCCUCCGCCGGUCCUGUGCUGCGUGUGCAAAGUCUAAACACAGCUGCGACCUCCGCACGCCGCGGUGCUCCCGCUGCAUCAAGCGCAAGGUCCUGUGCGCCUACGCCAACGAACCCCUGACGGCUGCUCCGGCUGCUUCCGGGUCCGCACCGGGGGGUAGCGCAACAUCGUCGCCGGGACCUCCGCUGGACGGAUCCGGUGCUUUGACCAACUAUCGAUUUGGAUCUCUUGAUCCUUUUGACUCUUAUCCUCAAACUAGACUGCCGCGGCAGCAAGUUCAACGUCUUAUUCAUAGCUUUCUCCACAAGAUCGCGUUCGAAUACUACCCUCUAGAUCUAAACGCGACGUCAAAUCCAUUCCUUGUCUCAUGGUGGCCAUUAGCUCUCGGUGAUCCAGCAUUAUUUCACGUUUCUUUACAAACAGCAUGUCUCGACGAAGAGUUGCUGGCUCAAAAAGGAUUUCAGUCAUCAGAAAUUCUGAUGGCGGAUUCAGUUGCUCUACUUCGCCGGAAGGUUCAAGACGACUCAAUGGCCAUUCAAGAUGGAACCAUGAACUCAGUCAUCACUCUAGCAGCUAUCGAGUUUGGCAAAGGAAAUAUCCAAGUUAGCAAAAUGCACGUUGAUGGAGUGAAGAGACUUGUCAAUAUGCGAGGAGGCAUUAACUCGGUGAGACAAACCAGUCCACUAACUGCAAGGAUGGUCAGCUGGGUGUCGAUGAUUGUUACCGGACUGCCUCAGUUUGAAACGCAGAACGACGUAGGCAUUGGCGACGGUGUCCCUACGCCUCCUGAAUGGCAGAUAGAUCCAACUAUUUUGGACAGUGAUCUAUCUCAUCUCGGCGAUGUUGAGAUCGAAAACGAGGUCGAAAAUGUUUUAAUACGGCUUCGGAGUAUUUUUCGCCGCGCGCAGAAAGCACCGCUACAACCAACAAGACUACAUGACCUAUCAUGUUUUGUCAUACACCGACUUCUGUUGUCAACCCCAGAAGUGGUAGAGCCACAUUCGGCAUCUAGUGAAACUAUCCGACUGGCGACUAUACUCUACAUCUUCAUCAUCCAGGGUCCGACGUAUUACUCACACGCCGUCAUAUUCAACACGAUUGUCAAUCGGCUGAUGGAAAGCCUGGCGGAGCUCGUACCAUACGCUCACUCCAGCAACAGUCUCUUCGUUUGGCUUCUGACUGUAGGCAUGGUUGCCUCGCAGGGAACCCAGCACUACACCUGGUUGACUGGCUUGGCAAGAGAUUUUGUGGCACUGGCCCAAGUGAAAAGCUGGGUUAGUGUACUUGCCUGUCUAAGAAGUGUUCUCUGGCUGGACAUAGUCCACGGCGAAGACAUCUUCCGACCCCAUUGGGAGACUAUUUUCGGCUUAUUGACUGAACACAACGCAAAGCUGGUCAAUAUCAUGCAGGCAGACGAAGCCUUCAGAUCUAAAUAUGCCUUUUAUUUGGCAGUGGGCUCCGCAAUCAAUCGCAUCAACUGCGGAGAGCCGGGCUUGGCUGUGUCCCGUGAUCACGUGGCAUGCUAUUUGGACCGUGGUGAUAAACAGCACCCAACUUGGACGAAAUCAAUCAGGAGCAUAUUUCUUGAAAGUUCAAAACGCCUUCUUCUCGCUGUACAUUUGAGAAAUGAGACAUUAACUGAUUCUACCCUACUGAAGCAAUCACGCUGGCUGGCUGAUCUCUCCUCGGCGUGUUGGACCCAGUUGGACCAUGCCAUCUGCACUGGUAAGGGGCGGCGGUUGGCCGCAUACAAGCGACCUCGAAUCGAAUUUAUUGUUUCUAUUGGCCAACAAGAAGACUCAAAAGGGCAUUGGGCAGUCCAGCCGCAUUUCCCCCUCAUCGAAAUCUUGCCGCCACAUGGAUCCGAAACAAUGGGUUUGAGUCUGAAGAAGAAGUUGAAGGACUUCAUCCGUGGUCCGAAGAAAGAUGACGCACCCAAAGAACCACUUCACGCCCACCCGAGUCCACGGCAGCAGGCGGGUGCGCUCGCGGAGAAGGCACCCAGCUCCUGCACGACCGAUUCUUCGGGGACAGCGCAAUCAAUUUCAGCCAGCGAACCAUCAAAUACGCUCCAAGAAGAUACACGAGACGAGCCGACCGCGAAGUUAAUGCCUUCCCAAAACAGUGAAGGGUCUAUUCGGCAGUUGUGGGACGUGGCAUAUCAAAACCUGCGAAAUCAAGAAGAGAGCCUCGUCCAAGAGUUCGAGGACCAGAUAUGCGGCAACUUGGCUGCUGGCCUUGGUGUCGGCGUACGUUCACAUGCCGGAACGAAAGACUGGUUGGCAACUAUCCUCAAGCACAAGAUGGACCAAGUCAACCGGGAGUCUUGGAAGUUGAAAUUUGGCAGCUCCGAGGUGGAAGUCCAGGAUGUUGUAAAGCCCGUCCUAGCCGUGGUCGACUGGGCCAAUGAUUUCGUUGCCAAAGCUCUGGUCUCAAAUCCAUACGCGUCGAUUGCCUGGAGUGGUGUGAGCUUGUUACUGCCGCUGCUUCUGAAUCCCUUGGAUCAAGCCGCCGCUCUGGCCAAGGGGCUUGAGCACAUAUCGUCCCUCAUAGUACGAAGCUCUAUGUGGGAAGAUCUCUAUGUCCGGCGUUACGAGUCUAAGACCAGCGAGGCUUCGCCGGAGCCGCAUGCUGCUUACAGACUCGUCUUGGAAAGACUGUACAGAGAGAUCCUCAAGUUUCAGAUUGUUUGCUAUCGCUACCACAACCAUAAAACUGCCUCUCGCAUGGCGCUUGAUUCUGUGAAGCAUCAUGACUGGGAAGAGCUGCUUGAACAGAUCAAAUAUCACGAGACCGAAUUCGACAAAGUAAGCAAUCAUGUGCGGGACCAGGCGUAUACGGACGAAUGGGAAAUCGCAGAGGCGCGGCAUCAAAAAGCCAUGAACCAAUGGGAAAGGAUUGGUACAGAUGUUUCCGAUCUGAGAAGAAGGAUUGAGGAAAUCCAGAACGAUGAGAAGCGCAAAGAAUUGCUCAACUGGCUUUGUACCGUUGACCCUUCUGUGCAGUACAAUGCCGCGCGUAGUAAACACCGCAGUGGCACUUGCGAAUGGCUAAUUCAAGAUAACGAAGAUUUCAAGACGUGGGAAACAGCUCCAAAGUCUUUCUUGUGGCUCAACGGCAAAGCUGGCUCCGGCAAAUCGAUUCUGAGCUCAUCGGUCAUCAAAAACUUGAAAGAAAAGUCAGAAGAGAAUCCUCAAGUUGCUCUUGCGUACUAUUUCUUCAGCUUUGGGAACUUGGAGCAACAAAAGGUAACCGUUAUGUUAUCUUCGCUUAUUGGCCAGUUUUGCGCGAGGCGUCCCGAUACGCCACAGCCGAUCAAAGAAUUAGAGAGUUUCAUCAUCAAAAGAGAGCGUCCAGAUACGGAGACACUUGAGAAUGCACUUAGAGCUGCCGUUCGUGGGUUUUCAGCGGCAUACAUUGUUGUAGACGCUCUCGAUGAGUGCCCGAUUCUUGACGGGGAGCGAACGAGGCUUAUGGACUGCCUCAGUAAGAUCAUUUCCAAAAUGCCGGAUAAUCUCCAUAUCUUUUAUCUAAGUCUGUACAUCGACGCCACCUUAGCUACUGGAACGUAUAAACUUUGGCCUCCCGAGAUCAAGACCGAAGCCAAGGAAUCAUUGCUCGCGAAAGCGGAUGGAAUGUUUCAAUACCUUGUCAGCCAGUUCGAAGUUCUCCAAAAGUUGAAUUCGAGAGAGAAAAUACGUUCAGAACUUCGGAAUUUGCCAUCAGGACUUGACGCAACAUAUAAUAGGCUCCUUCUCGACCUAGACCCCAAUUUUCAACCUCAGAUCCUAGACUCGCUGAAGUGGCUAGCUUUUUCAAGCAGACCACUGUGUCUCGCCGAACUUGCCGAAAUAUUCAUUUUCCGUCCUGGGGCUGUCAUCGACCUGAAGGAAGAGCGACUUUUUGCCCCAGAAGGGGUUUUGAGAUAUUUUUCAAGCCUCGUCACUACCGAGCCAGAGGAGCGGUAUCACAAUGGAAGACGGAAAACAACCACAGGUGUCCGCCUCGCUCACUUCACAGUCAAGGAGUAUUUGAUAUCCAAUCGCAUCGAACAAAGCCCUGCAAAGCAGUUCUGGUUUACGGAGAGGAAUGCUCACCUGCACAUCGCUCAUUGCUGCCUGUCUUAUCACGUCAGCCAAAGUGCCGAGGCCGAGGAGCAUCACGAUGGGCUACUUCUGAAAAGGUACGCAAUCGAUAAUUGGGUACGGCACUUAGACCUAGUUCCGCGCCAUGAAUGGUCAUCUGAGGUUGUCCGGCUCGCUGAGCGUGCCCUGUCCACCUGCAGUAACAGCUUAAACCUGCUUAUAUGGAAAAUGCCACUAUCCUAUGAUACGAAGCUGGCAUAUUGGUGCACCUGGAAGGAACAGAUCAACAUGCAGCAGCGGCCGUACUGCUACACCGCCGGGCUCGGCUCUCUGAAUCUCACCAAACUCCUGCUUCGUGGAGCUUCGAGAGCCAGCAUGUACUCGGUUCAGGAGGAUCUCAACUUGACCCUCCGAGUCGCUGCCAAGGCAGGUUAUCAUGAUAUUGUACAAUUUAUUCUUGCCCUAUGUGCAGGUGACAAAGCACGAGACGCGAUCACUGUCGGGCCGCUCCAGGCUGCGGCAUACCAAGGACAUUUGGCCAUCAUAAGCCUCUUGCUGGACAGUGGCGCAGAUAUCAAUGCGUACGAUGACGAAUUCGGGUCGGCUUUGAAGGCCGCGGCCAUGGGCAAUCAGUCGACAGCACUACAGUUACUCCUGAGCCGCGGGGCUGACGUCCGCACGGCAGGUUGUCUUUUGUCGUGCUGGAUAUCGGCUUAUGACGAGAACUAUAUUAAUGUCCCGGAAAAUACUGAAGUUUUGCAGCUUCUUCUCGACGGCGGUGCUGAUAUCAACAGCAAGUGUGCAAGACACGGAAGCCCACUGAAUCAGGCAAUCAAGAGGUGGUUAAGUCAGAAAACGCGUAGCUUUUUUGACUUUGUUGUAGGGCACGGCGCCGACAUUACAUUGGAUGAUGGGCGAGAUGGCACCCCGCUCCAAGCGGCAUGCCUCCCACCCACGAAACUGACGGGCAGACGUGCUGGUAACGCGUCUCGAAGCAUUGCAGUGAUUGAGGCCCUGCUAGACAUGGGGGCCGACGUGAAUGGCCAGGGUGGGGAGUGCGGUAACGCAUUACAAGUGGCAUGUUGUGGACGAUAUCGCCACACUAGUGUGAUUAGUCUGCUUCUCGACAGAGGCGCGGAAAUCAACCAGCUGGGAGGACGCUAUGGGACAGCAUUACACGCCGCCUGCUCGAAAGCGGGCCCAGAGCUGGUUAACUUCUUGCUUGAUAAAGGUGCUGACCCUGCGGUAGAGGGUGGGGAGUUUGGAAGCGUCUUGCAGGCGGCAUGUUCCAACUACAACCUAGACUACCGGCUAGGUAUUGUGAAGAAACUGGUCGAACAGGGCGUCGAUAUCAAUGCUGUCGGUGGCAAAUUCGGAAGCGUGCUGCAAGCGGCAGCUUCAGACGACGGCUCAAACUCUUUCAAGGGCGGGCGUGAGGAUGUCGAAACCUUUUUGCUCAGCAAAGGCGCAGAAGUCAACAUGCAGGGAGGGAUCUAUGGCACAGCACUUCAAGGCGCUUGCGACCGAGGCAAGAUGGGAGCGAUUCGCUUGUUGCUUUCCCAUGGUGCAGAUGUAAAUGUUGAGGGCGGAAAAUACGGAACUGCGCUUCAGGCGGCUUGCGCGGGUCAGCUCUGGGGAAAGGACUAUUACGGCAUGGCGCGCCUACUGAUAGAACAUGGGGCCAACGUACAUGUUCAAGGCGGCCUUUUCGGGAGCGCCUGGCAUGCUGCUGCUACAGAUCCUGGUUGGAGUGAUAACACCAAAACGAUGAGGCUCCUUCUCGACCAUGGUAUCGAUAUUGACAGCAUAGGCCGACCACAUGGCACUGCUCUGCAAGCUGCCCUUGAGAUCUUGGGGCAUCACGACAGCCUCGUUCCCAGGCUCCGGCUUCUUCUCGAACGCGGCGCUGAUGUCAACUUAGGAAGCGGUCAAUAUGGAUUUCCGUUGCAGUCGGCGUGCGUAGCGCCUAGUAUUUAUGGAUAUGAGGUGAGCAUCUACGGCCUCAUCUACCUCCUCGAAAACUGCCCCGAAAUCAACGUCAACAUGACAGGAGGAUUAUUUGGCACGGCUUUACAGGCAGCAACGUCCCAAGGCAAGACAAAAGGCGUUGAGCUGCUACUUCAGAAGGGCGCCGACACCAACAUUCGUGGCGGAAAGUACAGAAGCGCACUCAAUGCGGCCAUCUUCAAAGGGUAUUGGGAUCUGGUCGAGAUACUGCUGGAUGCUGGAGCCAAGCCAGACUUUUAUCAUCUUUCCGAACCCGACGAGGAAUGGCUGGAAAGUAUUGGCAGUGAAGAUGGGAAGGGCGCUGUGGAUCGUUACAGGAAGUUUUGGGAGAUAGAGACGCUGAAAUUGAGUCAAGGCAAGGCGCUACUACAGUCUACUGCAAUAUCGCUAAAGCGAAAGAAAUCAUUCAUUGGACUCAUUUGCAAGCUGCUGUCCACCCUUCCGCAACACAAUAUCAACAAAGCAACGCAUACUUACCAAAGUAUGAUUGCGUUGCCGAAUUCAUAUAAUAGCAUCGAUGAAUACGCGAAAGAUCUCAGCGAAUUCAUGGGAGCGCCCCUAGUCCGCCAGAUUACUGGGGACAUCCACGUCAACGACUCACUCAUCUACAAUGCCUGGGACGCUCUACCCGUGGAAUGGACAUCCUGGUGGAAAUCAUUCCCAGAUCAUCGCAUAGCCCAACAAGACUUGAUCGACAGCAUCGAAGAGUUGGGACCCUCCUCGCUGGCAAAUGAGGAAGCAAAUGAAAGCCAACGACACCAACAAUUGCCAGACAGGCCAGAUUCGCUGUCUAAGUGGCUCGAGAGCAUCCGGUCGCUCGCUCUUCCACGAGACCAACGCCCCGGCAAGACUAUCGCCCUCCCAGAGAUCCUAACAAGCCGCAUGAAGACCAAAAAGAUUGCAGAGGUCUCCACCGCCGCCGCAUACAUCCACAACGUCUGCCAAACAAACAACAUAACCCACAUCAUCGACAUGGGCUCAGGCCAAGGGUACCUCUCCAUCGCACUAGCCUACCUCUUCCCAGAGCUCCGCGUACUAGCUAUCGACGGCAGCGAGUCCCAAAUCGCGGCCUCAGAGGCCUGCGCAGCCAGUCUCGGUAUUCCCGAAAGCAGAAUCCAGCAUAUGCGGCGCUACAUCGACGGCACGCCACCUUUGGCGGACGAGAUGGCGGCCUGGGCUGAAGACGAGAAGUGCAUGCUGGUCGGCCUCCACGCGUGCGGGAAUCUCUCUGAGCACAUGCUGAGGUACUUCACCACGGUCCCGUUCAUCGUGUGUCUGGGCGCCGUCGGAUGCUGCUACAACCACAUCGUCCCGCGUUCCGCCAGUUGUCCUGAUGGAUUCCCCAUCAGUGCAAAGAUGCGAGACAGAAACGUCACGCUGAGUGCCACGGCGCUCAUGACGGGCUGCCAGGCGCCGAACAACUGGGAACGGGCGGAUCCGAGCAAAGCAGAGUCGACGUACUCCAAACGUCGCUUCUACCGAGCCUUAUUGGAGAAGAUUUUCCACGAUAAAGGGGUAGAACUCGAUAAGGAGGAUAGACCAGUGUGGGGCGUGCGAAAGGGAGACAUGGACAGCUUUAAUGCGUUCGCACGCAGAGCAAUGGGAUGCCUGAACGUUGACGAGAGCAAAAUCAGCGAUGCUGAUCUCUUAGCUUACGAGGAAAGGUAUCGAGGAUAUGAAGGCAGAGUGGCGAUCCUUUGGACGCUCAGUGUUCUGUGCUGCAAGGUUGUCGAGAGCGUAAUUGCUCUAGAUCGGUAUUUGUUCCUGACGGAGAACGGGGGGCAACAUGUCGAUGUUGUGCCGAUAUUUGAUUAUGCAAUAUCGCCACGGAACCUGAUGCUCGUGGCUGAUAAGACAUAG